AUGGUGCCAAUUCAAGGUAUGAGAUUCUCUAACCCCAUGGAAUUGAAAAAUUGUUUGACUAACUAUGCAGUGAAGAAUGGGUACAACCUUUAUUUUGAGAAAAAUGAUAGUCAGAGGUUAUUAGUGAGAUGUUGUAAAGAUAACAAGAACCCCUCCUAUCCUUUUAGACUGUGGGCUUCCUGGAUGAGCAGUGAAAGUUCUUUCCAGAUUAAGUCAUUAGUUGAUGACCAUAACUGUUCAAGAGUCUUCAAACUUGGUUCCAUUGUAACAUAUAAAUGGAUUGGAAAGCAUUUUAAGAAUCAACUUGUGAAGAACCCUAAAAUGAGCAUAAGGAAAAUGAAAGCGAAAGUGAGUACAAAGUUUAACUUGAUUGUUAGUGUCACUCAAUGUAGAAAUGCUAGGAGAUAUGCUUUGGAUGAGAUAGAGGGUAGUUUGAUAGAACAUUAUAGUAAAGUAUGGAGUUAUGGAGAAGAAAUAAUGAGGAAAAAUCCUGGUUCAACAGUAAAGAUAGAUGUGAAUGUCAUGCCUGAUUCCACAACCUACUUUUCUAAAAUGUAUGUUUGUUUUAAGGGUGUGAAGGAUGGUUGGAUUGCAGCAUGUAGGAGGGUAAUAGGGGUAGAUGGUUGUUUUUUAAAGGGUAUAUGUAGAGGCCAACUGUUAGCAGCUAUGGGUAGGGAUGCAAACAACCACAUCUUCCCUAUUGCAUGGGCUGUGGUGGAAGUUGAAAAUAAGGAAACAUGGAAGUGGUUUCUUGACCUCCUUCUGGAUGACAUUGAAAUGGGAAUUGGACAUGGAUUGACCCUCAUAUCAGACCAACACAAGGGAUUAAUAGAGGCUGUCAAAGAAAGGGUUCCAGUAGCAGAGCAUAGACAAUGUGCUAGGCACAUCUAUGCUAACUUCAAGAAAAGAUUCAAAGAACUUCUUAUUUUUUUGGGCAAAUUUUGGGGGGUACCAUCUGGGAUACAACAAUAUGAAGUUAGGAUUGGAAUUGAUGGAUAUGUUGUGGACCUUAACAACAACACAUGUGGAUGUAGAUCUUGGCAAGUAUCAGGUAUCCCAUGUGUGCAUGCAGUGGCAGCCAUUUCAUACCUCAACAGGAAUGCAGAGGAUUAUGUUGCACCAUGGUUCCAUACAACCAUGUUCUUGACUUGUUACAACCAUACCAUUAAUCCACUUAAUGGUAGUUCCAUGUGGCCUGAAGUUACCUACAUGAAGCCAUUGCCUCCCCAAAAAACAAGGUUACCAGGAAGGCCAACCAUUAAAAGGAAAAGGGAUCAAUCUGAGAGGGAAAGCCAGGGGAAAACAAGGCAUACUAUCUCAAAAGCAGGUGCAGUUAUCAGAUGCACCAUUUGUAGAGAAACAUGCCAUAAUAGAUCAACAUUUCCUACAAGACCAAAAGAUGCAGCAUCCACUUCACUGCCAAAAAAGAAGAAAGCUAAUAAAUGUAAAACAAAGAAAGGUACUGUGGAACCAGUUCAAGUAGAUCCAAUUCAAGUGGAAGCUCCUGCACAACCAGAUAAUGAUGUUCAAGUAGAUGAUCCUGCUCCACAUGUUGAUGUUCAUGUAGAUGAUCAUGUUAAUGAUGUCCCUGCUCAACAUGUUGAUGUUCAUGUAGAUGAUCCUGUUAAUGAUGUCCCUGCUCAACAUGUUGAUGUUCAUGUAGAUGAUCCUGUUAAUGAUGUCCAUGCUCAACAUGUUGAUGUUCAUGUAGAUGAUCCUGUUUAUGAUGUCCCUGCUCAACCUGUUGCAACUGGGAAGAGGACACGAAAAUGCUCAGAAAGAAUUACCAAGAUUGGGUUGAGGAGGAAUGUUUUGAAGAAAGAAGGAAGCAUUGAUCACCACCCACUGGUGUUGGAAUGA
Molecule: messenger RNA, 1860 nt
Organism: Lactuca saligna
Lineage: Eukaryota; Viridiplantae; Streptophyta; Magnoliopsida; Asterales; Asteraceae
Source: the annotation of a GenBank genome assembly